AUGAUUGACAUGGUUGUUGGUAUUCACAGUUCAAUGGACGGUAAAUCAAUGUUAGAUGAUAUCACAAAUAGUGAAAAUUGUAGUGAAAACUCGGAAUCUGAAUGGUUUGAUGAUAAUGAGGAUUUACAGAUGAAUAACUCUGAGUUGAUGACGACAGACGAAAAAUGGAAGUUAAUUUACAGUGAGCAAACAAGAGCUCCACUACAUGCUGUGGGCCAUUACAUAAAUCAUAUUAAAAAACAACUGGAUGAAAAGGGCCAGAAGCUAAAAACUAAAAAACUGAAAGAUGGAAUACAUCCGUUAUCUUAUCUCCUUCGUAAACUUAAACUUGAUCUUAAAAUGUCAUACGAAAGUUUUGUUAGUGAGUUUGUAAGAGUACCGAAUAAUGGUUUGUUAUUGCUAGUUAAACUCUUAAAACAACUUCAAUCACCACAUCGAUCUAAAUCAACAUCUGUAUCAGGAAAAGAAUCCAGAUUGGAAGAAUAUAAACGACAGUUGGCUGACGAACAUGAUUGUUUAUUAUGUAUAAAGUUUACUCUGAGAAUUCAGACAGCAGUAGAACUACUAGCAAUAACAGAAGAUAAUUUACAAAUAAUUGGAAACAGUUUGAUGAGCAGCACUAUUAAAUCUAGGGUGGCUACUUUGGAGAACACAAGGGGAGAUGGUUUAGAGUACGAUGAUUUAAGAAGAGAAAUAGAAGAAUGGAAAAAUAGAAUUAUUGAUGUUGAGUGUUUGCUCAGAAAACCAAAGGUUUGUUCAGAUUUAGUAAUGGAAAUAAAUUUUGACGAUAAUUUUACUGAAAAAUUAAACAAAUAUAGACAGUUACCGCCAAUACCAAUACAGAACUUAUCAGAAUUACCGCCAUCUUCUAUAGAAAUGAUUAUGAAUAUCUUGCAUCGACACCAUUCACAAACUAGUGGGCAAUCUCCUAUCACUCCUCACAGAAACUCGCUACACGACGUUGAUGAUAUAACUUCAGAUUACAAUACUGAUCAAGAGAACUAUAUCGCUCAUGUUUAUAAAAACACCGAUGAAUCAACCUCUCAUCGUCUUGAUCAUCAACAACAGAGGAGGCGAUCUGAAGACCUCACCAGUAGAACCAAACACGACGAAGAAAACAUAUACGAGACAUUGAAUACAAAACCACCAUCUUUAAGUAAUGGCGAAUUCUUUGAUUCACUUGGUUUAGUAGUACAUAAUCGUAGAAAUUCUAAAAAGAGACUCGGAAGCCUUAAUGGAAAUUGGAUUUUGCGAACACACCUCUCAAUGCCUUCAUUAAAUGAAACUACGCACAACCAUAUUCAUACUGGUGCACCAGAACAUAAAAACUUUUUAUCAGAUGGGAGACAACUUACUGGUCGCAAAAUUGAAAAUGAGUGUGAGAAAUCGGGAAUACUAGCAGAACCAGCUCCUGAUUAUUCGCCGGAAAUGACCAGAAAUUCUAUUAUAAGACAUUCUUCUGAGGCAUUUUUAAUUUUGGACGAAUUUGAUGAAAUGCUAGAAAAGCACGACUCAAAGUUGAAUACAUGUACAACCAAACGUUCAGAGUAUGUACCACCUGGAACUAUUACAUAUGUUUGA
Lottia gigantea (owl limpet) is the source of this 1581-nucleotide messenger RNA. RefSeq lists its product as hypothetical. The record is from RefSeq and is a predicted model, not a curated record. NCBI's taxonomy places the organism in Eukaryota, Metazoa, Mollusca, Gastropoda, Lottiidae. Gene Ontology annotation, biological process: cortical actin cytoskeleton organization; cell migration; regulation of cell shape. Gene Ontology annotation, cellular component: cytosol. The transcript is spliced from 10 exons. The coding region runs from base 1 to 1581 and encodes 526 amino acids. Gene Ontology annotation, molecular function: actin filament binding; small GTPase binding.